UCAGUACAUUUGUGAAGGCACGCAAAGCACACAGAACAGGGUCUAGCAUGUAUUACGUGCCCACUCAAAGUGGCUGUUAUUAUUACUAAACAAAUACUUUUUAAACUGAAGAUGAAUAGAAGUGACAACAUGGCCAUCCCCAAGCUGGGAUGGAUAUCCCAGUCUUUCGUACUCCUGUUCUUGAACCACUCCUAACAUUGACUUUCUGAAAUUGCUAGCUACUGAAAAUUCAUAAGGAAAUGAAAGCCCACCUGUGUUUUGUAUGUGGAAAAAGUAUUGGUCGUAAAUCUGAAACUCUGUUUUUAACAAUUUUUUUGCAGGAGUUUUUCAUCAGUAUGUCUGAAACCAUUAAAUAUAAUGACGACGAUCAUAAAACUCUGUUUCUGAAAACACUAAACGAACAACGCCUGGAAGGAGAAUUCUGUGAUAUCGCCAUUGUGGUCGAAGAUGUGAAAUUCCGAGCACACAGGUGUGUUCUUGCCGCCUGCAGCACCUACUUUAAAAAGCUUUUCAAGAAGCUUGAGGUUGAUAGCUCUUCGGUAAUAGAAAUAGAUUUUCUUCGUUCUGAUAUAUUCGAAGAGGUCCUGAACUACAUGUACACAGCAAAGAUUUCUGUGAAAAAAGAAGAUGUCAACCUAAUGAUGUCAUCGGGUCAGAUUCUUGGUAUCCGGUUUUUGGAUAAACUCUGUACUCAGAAGCGUGAUGUCUCCAGUCCCGAUGAAAACAACGGCCAGUCAAAGAGUAAGUAUUGCCUCAAAAUAAAUCGCCCCAUUGGAGAUGCUGCUGACACUCAGGAUGAUGACGUGGAAGAAAUUGGAGACCAGGAUGACAGUCCUUCCGAUGACACGGUAGAAGGCACCCCCCCGAGUCAGGAGGACGGCAAGUCGCCGACGACAACGCUCAGGGUUCAGGAAGCAAUCUUAAAAGAGCUGGGGAGUGAGGAAGUCCGGAAAGUAAAUUGCUACGGGCAGGAGGUAGAAUCCAUGGAGACCCCGGAAUCGAAAGAUUUGGGGUCCCAGACCCCUCAAGCCUUAACAUUUAACGACGGAAUGAGUGAAGUGAAGGAUGAACAGACGCCAGGCUGGACAACAGCUGCCAGUGACAUGAAGUUCGAGUACUUACUCUAUGGCCACCAUCGGGAGCAGAUAGCCUGCCAGGCGUGCGGUAAGACAUUCUCUGACGAAGGCAGGUUGAGGAAGCAUGAGAAACUCCACACGGCAGACAGGCCGUUUGUCUGUGAAAUGUGCACAAAAGGUUUUACCACACAGGCCCACCUGAAAGAACACCUAAAAAUCCACACAGGGUACAAACCCUACAGUUGCGAGGUGUGUGGAAAAUCAUUUAUCCGCGCCCCAGACUUAAAGAAGCACGAGAGAGUUCACAGUAACGAGAGACCUUUUGCGUGCCACAUGUGUGACAAAGCCUUCAAACACAAGUCCCACCUCAAAGACCACGAACGAAGACACAGAGGGGAGAAGCCCUUUGUAUGUGGCUCUUGCACCAAGGCAUUUGCCAAGGCGUCUGAUCUGAAAAGGCACGAGAACAAUAUGCACAGUGAAAGGAAGCAGGUGACCCCCAGUGCCAUCCAGAGCGAGACAGAACAGUUGCAGGCAGCAGCGAUGGCCGCUGAAGCCGAGCAGCAGUUGGAAACGAUAGCCUGUAGCUAGAGGUGAUGGGACAGGACCCCGCUUCGCCUGAGCCCCGGAGACUGAGACUGCAUUGUUCGUCAUACAUGAACGCCAGUCGCUGUAUUUUUGUGGAAACUUACGGAGCAUUGUACUCGCUGGACUUAAGGCAGUGCUUGGUUAGGUAGUUUUAAAACUUUGCAAGGAAGUCAGGUUCCUUGGUUCCGACCAAACAGUGUCACUGUCCUGUCUGGUGUCUGGUAGUAAUGUUGCCAGUAAGUCCCCCUCCCUCUUUUUUAUGAUUUUAAUUUGAGAACUCCUGUGUCCAGUCCAGAAGUAGGAGACUUCUAUUCCAUUUUUAAUUCCUCUCGACACUUGCUGCGCUGGUGAGUGUAUUGCACAGAGUGAUAAUUGAGUAAAUUGAUUUCCUGAUCAUCAUGCUUAUUUGUGACUUCACAGUCAAAACAGCCUUUUUAAUAACUUAAUAAGAGUACGUCAUGUAGAUGCAGAAAAUACUGGUGGGUGGUUGACCAAGAACACCGUGUGGAUACGAACACAAGUUCCAGAAGUGCAGAAUGGCAUUAGAUUUGUAUUCGGUUUGUUAAUUUUAUAUCACUGUUUUUCACUAUUUUUGUGGACAAAUGAUGGUCGCUUUGCUAAAAUGUUUCUUCAUUUUGAUUGCCCGCACUUCCCCCAAAAGAUGUAGUCACAAGUCCCGAACACGAGGCUGAGCAAACCCACAGGGAUGAUGGUGGUCUGGGGGCUGAGUUCUUUUUGUUCCUCUCUUUUGGGGCAUUGUCACUCGGCGGCAGAUGUGGUUUGUGGGGUAGACCAGUUAUUAGAGGGAUAGCAAAGGGGGAAUAGGAACCUGCUCUCAGGGACAAGGUUUUCAUGUUUGCAACAAUUCCAAGAUUUUCUAGAUCAAAAUAAUUCUCAAUUGAUUUUUGAACUUGGAUUUUUAUUUAGGAUCAAAUUAGGACAAGAACAGGUAUGCUUCUUCGGAUACAUUUGUGUCACUUAAGAGAAUGUCAUCAAGCAUUUGGGCUCUCUGCAGCACGUGAUUUAUAGGAGAUGUAAUAUCGUUACUUAAAUUAAUAAAUUGAAAAUCUUUUAAGUGUGUAAAUAGUGUAGAAGUGUUGGUCUUAUGUAUUUCAAGUAAAAGUAGACAGCUGCACUUUUUUUUUUUUUUUGCACAUUGGAUUAAAAUAACUUUCAUAAGCAGCAAACAUCAGUCUCUUUUUUAACCAAUAUUAAAGACUAUCAGACCAAAUUUUUAUUUUCUUGAAGUAUAUUUCAUCAUUGGUGGUUACAGUUUUAAGUAGAAUUUGGUUGCCAUUUCAUAGUCAUAAACAGAAUUAUAAACACUGUUCCAAUUUUGGUGUAUGAAAACUUUUUUUUUUUUAACCGUUUCUUUAGGAAUAUAUUGAAAUGCCAAAAUAGUUUGAAUUAUGUUCUGUAAUAAAGUAUUAGUCAAUUAUUUUAGAAUGUACAAUUUUAGGAAAAUGUCAUUUUUCAAAAUUUAUUUUUGAUUCCUAGAACUUUUUUCCUCAAGAUACAUUAAAGUAAUUUCAUUUCAUGCUUGUUGCAUUAACACCUGUAAUUGCUGUUACAGGAGAAAUUUUAUUUUUUAACUUGAUGUAUAUGUUGUGCCCAAGAUCAUAGGAUGGAGAUGCUACCUUUUAAAGAAAGUUAUUUAUUGGUAAAAUGUUUAGUUUAAAAUUAAUUUAAUCUUCUUUCUUAAAAGUCGUUUAUUCUGUCCGAAAAGUAGUCUUGUCACUGUGUUUAUAUGCUGUUAGUGGAAGGGGAACUGAUUGGCGCUCCUUGGCUGUUUUAACCAAAGCAGAGGAAAAAUAAUUUAACGUCUUGUCGAUAGCUACUGCAACAAACCAUUUUUGGGGGCUUCAUUUUUGUAUAUAAAAGAAAAUAUACUUCCGUUA
Panthera uncia (snow leopard) is the source of this 3562-nucleotide messenger RNA. It is a transcript of the gene ZBTB14, whose product is annotated as zinc finger and BTB domain containing 14. Gene Ontology annotation, biological process: regulation of transcription by RNA polymerase II. Bases 240 to 1667 code for a protein of 475 amino acids. The record is from RefSeq and is a predicted model, not a curated record. Gene Ontology annotation, cellular component: nucleus. Gene Ontology annotation, molecular function: protein binding; RNA polymerase II cis-regulatory region sequence-specific DNA binding; DNA-binding transcription factor activity, RNA polymerase II-specific. The transcript has a single exon. NCBI's taxonomy places the organism in Eukaryota, Metazoa, Chordata, Mammalia, Carnivora, Felidae.